GUUUCAUUGGGUUUAGAAUUAAAUUUUUGGACUUUAAGAGGCAUUACCAUGUCAUUGCCACGUCGUCAUUGCCAUGUCACUACCACAUCACCUACCAUGUCAGUUGCUAUUUCCACAACAGAUUAUUGCUUGCCGUGUCAGCUAGGUUCUGUUUUAUGUGUAAUCCCGUGUGGGCUAGCUUGGGACCAUUUCUAGGGUACUCUAGGGUUAGGGUAGGAUAUGUUUGA
Molecule: messenger RNA, 227 nt
Organism: Sphenostylis stenocarpa
Lineage: Eukaryota; Viridiplantae; Streptophyta; Magnoliopsida; Fabales; Fabaceae
Source: the annotation of a GenBank genome assembly